This is a messenger RNA of Asterias rubens (European starfish), 771 nucleotides long. RefSeq lists its product as uncharacterized. The record is from RefSeq and is a predicted model, not a curated record. Lineage: Eukaryota; Metazoa; Echinodermata; Asteroidea; Forcipulatida; Asteriidae. The transcript has 2 exons. The annotation marks the transcript as partial.
AUGGCCGCGCUUAAAAAGACGGUCCUGUUGUAUGGAGACGCGUCCGUUCAAGAGAUCGAUAAUGGAGUAAAGAACAAGUUUCGCUGGGAAUGGCUCCAAGAGACAGUCACAAUUGAUGGAUAUCAACAUAAGCUAAGAGAUUGUUUUCAAAAAAUAGCGACCGCUGGCAAGGUGUGUUGCAACUAUUGCAACGACACCAUCAACUACUCGGCGAACGGGAAACGAGCACUCGUCUCGCAUGUCAAGCAGGCUAAACACUUAAAAGCAUGGCAUGUGAGGCGAGACAACAUGAAGUUGGUGGUGGACUCGGGCGGCGUAAUAACGACUGAAACCAGGAACGCCGUGAGAACUGUCCCACUUAUAGACAGAGUUGCAGAUAGCCAGGCAAUGGUUCUCGGAGUAAUUGCAGAACACAGUAUGCCCAUGACCAUGGCCCCAGUUGUCAUAGCCCUUGCAAAGGAGCUUGCGAAGGAUUCAAAGAUGCUGAGCACUCUUUCCAUGGACAGGACUUCGGCAGGAUACAAGAUGUACGGUCUCGAGAAAACAUUUCGAGACAAGACACUUGCCCAUAUCAAGCAUAGUCCAUUCUGUCUGAAUAUUGAUGAAAGCACCAGCAGCAACAACAAACGAGUCUUGGGUGUGCUGGUUAGCUAUUACUCUGCUGAUGAAGGUCGAGUUAUGGUUGAACAUCUCGCAGCUCUGGAGUUAAUUAGAGUUACAACGCAGUCAGUUAUGAAAGCACUGAAUGAUCUCUUUAAGGAACAUCAGAUC